AAAAAUUUCACUGAACAAGCAGGUAAAGAAGAGAAGCUGGAGGAGAGCUACUAUAUGGGACAAUAUAAAGAUAACUGCAACUAAACUACUUUAUGCAAGUCGUAGUAGAUUAGCAGUACACAAGUUUGAACUAAAAGAAGUUUCUUAUUAGAAAAUCCUCCCAAGGUUUGUAUAUGAAGAGGUUCCAAUGGAUCACAUUACACACAUGAAAAUGAGGAAGGAAACCCAGUAUAAGAAAGCAGAAGAACAUUUGCUUCCCAUGAUCUUUAGGAGCUGUUCUAAUGACUGCCUCUAUCAGAAGACACGGAGCCAAGGAGCCUCCCCAACAAAGCUAACACUGGAAACCAUGAACACCACUGUGAUGAAGAGCUCCAACGGGUCAGAGCGGUGCCCCAGGGACACGCAGAUAACACAGCUGGUGUUCCCAGCCCUCUACACCGUCGUGUUCUUCACCGGCAUCCUGCUGAAUACCUUGGCCUUGUGGGUGUUUGUUCACAUCCCAAGCUCCUCCACGUUCAUUGUCUACCUCAAAAACACUUUGGUGGCUGACUUGAUAAUGACACUCACGCUUCCAUUUAAAAUCCUCUCCGACUCCCACCUUGGACCCUGGCAACUUAGAGCCUUCGUGUGUCGCUUCUCGGCCGUCAUCUUUUAUGAGACCAUGUAUGUGGGCAUCAUCCUGCUGGGCCUCGUCGCUUUUGACAGAUUCCUGAAGAUCAUCAGACCUUUUGGGAAAUUUUGUGUACAAAAACCUGUGUUUGCAAAAACGGUCUCAACCCUCAUCUGGUUUCUUCUGUUCUUCAUCUCUCUGCCAAAUAUCAUCUUAAGCAACAAGGAGGCCACACCGUCGUCUGUGAAAAAGUGUGCCUCCUUAAAAGGUCCCCUGGGGCUGAAAUGGCAUCAAGGCGUGAAUUACGUAUGCCAGUUCAUUUUCUGGACUGUUUUUGUCCUAAUGCUUCUGUUUUAUGUGGUGAUUGCAAAAAAAGUAUACAAUUCCUAUAGAAAGUCAAAAAGUAAGGACAGCAAAAAAACCAAAAGGCUGGAAGGUAAAGUAUUUAUUGUCGUGGCUGUCUUCUUUGUGUGCUUUGCUCCGUUUCAUUUUGCCAGAGUUCCAUAUACUCACAGUCAAACCAACAGUAAGACUGACUGCAAAUUGCAAAAUCAACUGUUUAUAGCUAAAGAAACAACUCUCUUUUUGGCAGCAACUAACAUUUGCAUGGAUCCCUUAAUAUAUAUAUUUUUAUGUAAAAAAUUCACAAGCAGGUUAUUCUGUAUGAGAGGGAGAAAGAUCACAGCAUCAACCCAAGAAAAUCAUACUAGUCAGACAGACAAUAUAACCCUAAAUUGACAACUUUAUCAUGGUUAACUUCUACUUAUGGACAAGACUUCGAAAGACAAUUUAUUGAAAGUUAAGAUUUAAGUAAUGACAAAAAAAAAAAGAGAUGGAAACAAAUGUUUUCUUGUAGUUUAUUAUCUUGGUAUAUGGAAAGGGUUAUAUAAAUUUUAAUUCCACCUAGAUCUAUUCAUAAACAAGAUGAAGUAUGAAUAGAAUGCAACAGAAAGCUAACGGCCACUAGAGGUCCUCUUUUCGAGAACUUUCACUUAAAUUUUGGAAAAGAUUUAUUAUGCAUAAAUGUAGUCCUAAAAACCCCUCUCCAAAACACCUUCUCACAUUCUUUUACACACAUAACACAAACAACACUAUUCCUUAGUAUCCCACAAAUGUUAAUACUUGGGCUGAUAAAAAGAUAAAUAGCUAAAACACCUUGAAAGUCCUUUGGUAAAACAAAGCUGAAGUUAGGGGUUGAAAGGGAUGCUAGAUAUGAAACGUCUGGGGAGCUGAAGGCAGUCAGAAAGCCCUCUGGAAACCCAGAUGAAAGCGCCUUUUCCAUAUUACUGCAUCACACCACAGGAGGCACAAGCACCAUUAUUAAGCCACAUAAAAUACUGUACUAUAAUACUUUGCUUACACCCUAACAGUGGACAAUUCAAGGCUAAGAAUACUGUACUGGUCUCCUUUGGAAUUCUCCCUCUGCCCAGCAAAUACUCUAAUAAUGGUUACACAUGCCACCUACUCAGCAACGCCUUCCUGGGCCACCACCUCUAUUCUCUUGCCUCACACCUCUGGCUGAAAAUAAUUACUUCUCCCACUGUUUGGGUAUGUAGUAGGGCCCUCACUUUGUAGAUUUCCCUUGACUAGUUCGCUGUAUUCUUUUUUUUUUUUAAGAUUUUUAUUAGGGAAUUGGGGGAAGGGGAACAGACAAGUUGCUGUCCU
Hipposideros armiger (great roundleaf bat) is the source of this 2275-nucleotide messenger RNA. It is a transcript of the gene P2RY13, whose product is annotated as purinergic receptor P2Y13. Gene Ontology annotation, biological process: negative regulation of adenylate cyclase activity; G protein-coupled receptor signaling pathway. Lineage: Eukaryota; Metazoa; Chordata; Mammalia; Chiroptera; Hipposideridae. The coding region runs from base 188 to 1348 and encodes 386 amino acids. The record is from RefSeq and is a predicted model, not a curated record. The transcript is spliced from 2 exons. Gene Ontology annotation, cellular component: membrane. Gene Ontology annotation, molecular function: G protein-coupled purinergic nucleotide receptor activity.